GGGUAUCGUAUUAACAGGGAUUAAACUUCACCUUCUUUACACUGUAUUAUUUAAUUUAUUAUGGUCGUAUUACGAUAGCCAUCUUGGAUAUUCGAGUGGCUAAAUGUUUUAGUCUGUUUAUUGCUAUAUCUUGGUAAAUUACUUAUUUUACCUUAUCUUGUCGUAUGCAUGAUCAUGGUAUGACCCUGUGUCGUUAGAAUGAGGCCCUGAAAGCACUAUUAUGCAACGCGGAUAUCCUUUGAAGGUAAACCGUACGAUAACACUGUAACGUAAUAUUAUGCAUAUAGCGCUCUACGAGCAAUACUGUAUUUCUUGUAUGCUUUUACAUACUGCUAUUUUCGUAAGUUAUUUAAUACGGUGGCGCUGUGGCAAUUUUUCAACGUAUAAUGACAUCACUGAUAAAUUAAUUGAUACACUUUUACACAAACGUUUAUUACCAUUUUUAAUACUGAAAUUUUAUUUUAUUUAUCUGCCAAUCUAUAUUGUACUUGAAUUUUUUGCAAAAGUUUAUCGACUUAGAAAUAUAGAUAAUAACUAUAGAAACUUUUGAAGUUAUGGAUUUGUUGAUAUAAAUAGGACCACGUACAGAGAAAGUUACUGAUCGAACUGGUCUACCUUUUCCAUAAUCGCUAAAUGAUCUGUUUUGUUACUUAUGCGCGUGUCGUAGAGAUGGCAGCAGGGUUGUAGCGAUCGACGCGACACCAUAAAAAAAGAUCAGCUCGCCAGGAUUUUCUGAAAUCAGUGUUACGUUCAAUUGUGUUGUUGUUUGUAUUGACACUGGAAAACAGUUACGUUAUUGGAUUUUUAAGAUUUUUAUUGGCACGCGAUGGCUGUUAAAGAGAAACAAUCAGAAUCAGUUGAGGAGAUUGAAUGGAAUGUGGAAAAUGAAAUACAGCUUUUCUUUGCUAUGAACGGCCAUAAGCCUGUUGGUAAGAAUUUAUGAGACGUAUUAUGUAUACUUUUGAAGGAGUAAACAAGUACUUUCACAUGGUUUGCAUUUGGGAAAAGUUUCGUGCAGCUAUUCAUAAAGACGUGUCUCUAAAGAUUAUUUGGGAUCAUUUAGAAUCUAUGUACGAUCUAAUGGCUUUGGAUGACACAGAGGAUCUGCCUUUUCCUAGUAACGAAAUUGACUUUAAUCUUCCUGAAUCAGAGUUCUCCAUGCUAAUGAAGUCUCGAAAGAAGGACGAAUCAGAGGUUAAAAUAAAAGAUUCAAAGAUUCAUAAAGAAAUAAAAAAAGAUAAAGAUGGAAAAGAUACUGUUAAAAAAGAUGUACAACCAAGAGACUCGAAAGGAGGUAAAGAAAUUGAGAAAAAGAAAGAGGAUAUUAAAAAAUUUAUCAAAGAGACAGAGGUUAAAAAAGAGAAACUUCGUGAAACAAAGGACAUGAAAAAAGAACAUAAAUCUUCAAAAGGACGACCAAAAUCAAAGGAUGACACAGAGGAUCUAGUGACAGCAAAAAAGGAACGUAAGGAUUCUGACUCCAGUCGCGAAGGACCAAAGAGAGGCCCAAAACGGCCAACAAGACAAAGUAUAGACAACACAUCAAAAGCUUCGUCAAGUCCUCGAGAUACUCCACCUCCUAAGCGUCGUAGGAUAUAACUCAGCAAGAUGCAAUAUUGUAUCAGUUUCCCUUUAAGGUUAUGAAGAAAUUGAUGGUGUUACAACUUGUUCAACAUUAGAUAAACAUUGCUUUAAGUUUCCUGCCAUACUGCAAAAGUAUUUGUGUAAUGCACCAUUAUUAUACGACUGGGCAUUUUGCAUAUUACAUUUUUAUACUUGAAUGAGAUUCUAAGCAAAAAUAUGUAAAUAAAUUACUAUGCUUUUUUACAAA
This is a messenger RNA of Cephus cinctus (wheat stem sawfly), 1831 nucleotides long. It is a transcript of the gene MrgBP, whose product is annotated as MRG/MORF4L-binding protein. Gene Ontology annotation, biological process: regulation of transcription by RNA polymerase II. Lineage: Eukaryota; Metazoa; Arthropoda; Insecta; Hymenoptera; Cephidae. Gene Ontology annotation, cellular component: NuA4 histone acetyltransferase complex; nucleus. The coding region runs from base 940 to 1599 and encodes 219 amino acids. The transcript has 4 exons. The record is from RefSeq and is a predicted model, not a curated record.